AACAACAAGUCUGAACAAACUCUGCUGCUUCACUUCCGAAUGUUUGAGACACCUCCAUCAGAUGAGCACCUCCUCCGAUCACCUGAGAGAGACUCACCUGAGAUCAUGACGGACAACGAGCGCGCGGCGAGAACUCUUAAACACCUACUGCAGAAGGCGGGAAACGGCAGCUGCGCGGACUGCGGCGUGGACAAUCCAGAAUGGGGCUCUAGUUCUUUAGGAGUGUUCAUCUGUCUCGGCUGCUCUGGAAUCCACCGGAAUAUUCCCAGUAUUGGAAAAGUGAAAUCUCUCCAACUCGCGCGCUGGGAGGAUUCAGAAGUUCAGUUUAUGUCUGAGCAUGGGAACGAAGCCAUGAAGGCCAAAUAUGAGGCUGCACUUCCUGUUUACUACUACAAACCCACUCACAGAGACUGCCAGGUUCUGAAGGAACAGUGGAUUCGGGCGAAGUACGAGAGGCAGGAAUUCAUUGAAGAGGGCAAGAAGCUGAUCUAUGAGGACGAGACGAGAGAUGGCAUGCUAAUGAAAAGAGGGCGGGACAAUGGACAGUUUCUCAUCAGACGAUUCAUCCUGUCUUUGAGAGACGGCACACUAAAGUACUACACUAAACUUGAUGCAAAGGAACCAAAGGCGGUUAUAAAGGUGGACACCAUCAACGCCUGCUUCCAGCCAGAUAAGAUCGGAAACCCCAACGGUCUGCAGAUCACCUACCUGAAAGACAACACCACACGAAACAUCUUCGUUUACCAUGACAGCAGUAAAGAGAUCGUGGACUGGUUUAACUCAAUCCGAGCAGCUCAGUUGCACUAUCUGAAGGUGGCGUUCCCUGGAGCAACGGAUGCUGAGCUGAGGCCCAAACUAACACGCAGUUUCCUGAAAGAAGGUUUCAUGGAGAAAACAGGGCCCAGGCAAACAGAAGGCUUUAAGAAGCGCUGGUUCACUCUGGAUCACAGACGGCUCAUGUACUUCAAAGAUCCACUGGAUGCGUUUGCUAAAGGUGAGGUGUUCCUGGGUCACAGAGAUCAUGGUUACCGCGUCACGCUCGGACUGCCAGCAGGAACUCACUGUAACGGCACCUGGCAGUAUGGCAUCACCAUAGAAACACCCGAACGCAGCUUCCUGUUCACCUGUGAAACGGAUACGGAGCAAAAGGAUUGGAUGAGCCAUUUCAAUAAUGUCAUCAACAUUCCCAUGAGCCCUCAGGAGUACACAGUGGAGGCGUACUUCAGACACAAACACUGAUGGAGUGUUCAGCUUUUUUGACCUUUCACCUGUGACCUCUGCAGCCACGCAUUCAGUUAUGAGCCCACAAACUGAACUGACACGGAUCUCACAGCACGUGUAUCUGAUAUGUUAUUCUGUAGUGUUUUUCCCAUUUGUUUAUGUUGUUUUACACUAAGUUUUUUGUUUUUUUUUAAAUAUACUGUACUAUGAUACUGUAUCAUUAUAUCCAUUACAUCCAGCCUAGAUUCAAAGUAAUUUGUCUUCUGUCAAUAACAAAAACGGGUUACCAUGUGGACCAUGGCAAUAUAUACAGUAUAUACAUACAUAUAUAUAUAUAUUUUUUUUUUACAUAAGUCAUAUCUUAGAGUAGCUUCUAAAUGAAUAUCAGUACCAUGGUGUAUCUUAAAGUACCAUGGUAUUACCAUCUGAUCACUAUACAACAAAUGUAUUUUUAAGGGGUUGUUUUAUUGUGGUCAGUUAAUGUAAAGUAGCUUAAAUUAGUUUCUGCCAUGUUAACUUUUCUAUGGCGUAGGACUCCCCCUAGUGCUGAUACUGAGUUGUUCAUUUUUCAGCUGACCCUUAAAUUUCUCAACAAAUGUAAUAAAAUUACAACUUUAAGAUACCAUUUAACAUUAAAAUAUUUUCAGGAAAUGAUUUUGUAUUAUUGCACAGCUACUUACUUAGCAAAUUAAUAAAUGGACAUUAAAUAUUGA
Myxocyprinus asiaticus (Chinese sucker) is the source of this 1934-nucleotide messenger RNA. RefSeq lists its product as uncharacterized. Gene Ontology annotation, cellular component: intracellular membrane-bounded organelle; plasma membrane. Bases 40 to 1239 code for a protein of 399 amino acids. Gene Ontology annotation, molecular function: phosphatidylinositol bisphosphate binding; GTPase activator activity. NCBI's taxonomy places the organism in Eukaryota, Metazoa, Chordata, Actinopteri, Cypriniformes, Catostomidae. The record is from RefSeq and is a predicted model, not a curated record. The transcript has 11 exons. Gene Ontology annotation, biological process: positive regulation of GTPase activity.